This is a messenger RNA of Medicago truncatula (barrel medic), 2122 nucleotides long. RefSeq names its product zinc transporter 5. Gene Ontology annotation, molecular function: zinc ion transmembrane transporter activity. Gene Ontology annotation, cellular component: plasma membrane. The record is from RefSeq and is a predicted model, not a curated record. Gene Ontology annotation, biological process: zinc ion transmembrane transport. Bases 546 to 1664 code for a protein of 372 amino acids. NCBI's taxonomy places the organism in Eukaryota, Viridiplantae, Streptophyta, Magnoliopsida, Fabales, Fabaceae. The transcript has 6 exons.
UCCUUUUACCCUUGUCUAUUAUUCAUUCUUCAACCACCACCACAUAUCAUCACCUCUCCUGGCUAUAUAUUAAGCUCUUGCCCAUCAUUUGUUGCAAUUAGCUAACCCAUCUUUUAUUUUUUCACUCACUUGUUUCCAAUUUUCCCCAAAAAAUUCCCUCCUUAUUUUUCUUUCUCUAUAAACCUCUUGUUUAGAAACACACGCAGAGAGAUGAAGAAGAAGAGAAAGAAGAAGAUUACACCUACCAAUGCUGUUUUCUACAUAUUGUUUGGUCUUAGCACAAAUCUACGGCAUAAUACCCACAUGCAUUAUUACUAAGGGAUUCCAUGUGGGUCAAGUAAGUAGAAUUUUUAUUUGUUACUUGUUUUUCUUUUUCAUUUGAUAAAAAAAACUUUUUAGUUCAAUUUUCUGCAUCCCCGCCAUACUUUCGGCUCUCAUUACAAGUUUCAACUAGUGAAGUCCGCAUACUUCAAACAUACUUAUGCGAAAGUAAGGAGUGGGUCAAUAACUAUUACAGCACCAACUUUAGAUCUCUACUUGAUCUAAUGGCUGGUAGUAUACUUUGGUACACCCACGUAACAAUGAAGAACAUGAAUAUCUACCAAUAUCCCAUUGAAAAACUGAGGGUGCAGCCGGUAGGCCUAAUUGUCGCUUUUGCUGUGAUGGCCACACUUGCUGCAGAGUGCACAUGUGACGAAGAAGAUGAAGAAAGGGACAGAUCAAAAGCUCUACGCUACAAAAUAGCGGCUUUAGUGUCAAUAUUAGUUGCAAGUGCAAUUGGUGUUUGUCUCCCACUUCUUGGGAAAGUGAUACCGGCAUUAAGCCCUGAAAAAGAUAUAUUUUUUAUCAUCAAAGCAUUUGCUGCCGGUGUGAUACUGUCCACCGGUUUCAUUCAUGUGCUUCCUGAUGCUUUUGAGAAUCUUACUUCUCCAUGUUUAAACGAACAUCCUUGGGGUGAUUUUCCCUUCACUGGUUUUGUAGCUAUGUGCACCGCUAUGGGGACUCUUAUGGUUGAUACUUAUGCAACCGCUUAUUUUCAGAACCAUUAUUCUAAAAGGGCACCGGCACAGGUUGAAAGUCAGACAACCCCAGACGUGGAGAAUGAAGAACAUACACAUGUUCAUGCUCACGCAUCACAUAGUCAUGCACAUGGUCAUAUUUCUUUCGAUCAGUCAUCAGAACUUCUUCGUCAUAGGGUCAUAUCACAGGUGUUGGAGUUGGGAAUUAUUGUUCACUCUGUUAUCAUAGGAAUUUCUUUAGGUGCUUCAGAGAGUCCUAAAACCAUAAGACCAUUAGUGGCUGCGUUGACUUUUCAUCAGUUCUUUGAAGGCAUGGGACUUGGAAGUUGUAUAACUCAGGCAAAUUUCAAGAGUCUAUCAAUUACUAUUAUGGGAUUGUUCUUUGCUUUGACAACUCCAGUAGGAAUUGGAAUUGGCUUAGGGAUCAGCAAUGUUUAUGAUGAGAACAGUCCAACUGCUCUUAUUUUUGAAGGAAUCUUCAAUGCAGCUUCAGCUGGGAUCUUAAUCUAUAUGGCACUUGUAGAUCUUCUUGCUGCUGAUUUUAUGAAUCCAAGGAUGCAAAAGAAUGGUAGGCUUCAAUUAGGAUCCAAUAUAUCUCUUCUACUAGGAGCUGGUUGUAUGUCUCUUAUAGCCAAAUGGGCUUAGCUAGGUGUUUGUUUGAGUAUUCUUAAUUUUCAUUUCCUUCCAAAUUGUUCAUUUGAAGUCCUUGAUAAUUUCCAAAUAUGCCUAUAACAAUAGACCUACUAUCGAAGACGACGUGAAUAUACAGUUUCACAUGACAUUCAGCUUGAACUGGUUUAUGUUUAUCAAUUCUGGCAUUUUGGUGGACUAUUUGGGAUUUGAGAAAUGAGUGAUCUCAUUUGAUAAGUCUGAUUUCUGUGUUAUUUUGGGUUGGAUUAUGAUAUUGUCCAUCUUGACUUGAUUAAAGCUGGACCGAUGUCUAUAUUAUGAGUGGUGUGUUGAAUCUCUAUGUUGUAUUCGAAGAGCCUAGUCGCUUCGCCUUGCUGGUUUUGGCAAGGGCUUGGUUCUGGUCUUGUGCUUCUUUUCCUGCGUGAUUAUAGUACUCAUUGUACUUUCAUCAUAAUAUAUUUUAAAUUUUUUGA